Hypanus sabinus (Atlantic stingray) is the source of this 3310-nucleotide messenger RNA. Its product is annotated as tumor necrosis factor receptor superfamily member 3-like. Gene Ontology annotation, molecular function: protein binding. The record is from RefSeq and is a predicted model, not a curated record. The coding region runs from base 84 to 1067 and encodes 327 amino acids. The transcript is spliced from 7 exons. Lineage: Eukaryota; Metazoa; Chordata; Chondrichthyes; Myliobatiformes; Dasyatidae.
UGGGCCUGAUCGAGAUAGCGCCCUGCAACGGGACCUCCCGCCGUCGAUGUGGGUGCCUGCCUGGGUCCUUCUGCCGGAAGGGGAUGGGGGCCGAGGACUCCUCCUGCUCGGACUGCGAACCCCACGCCGCCUGCCCUCCCGGGCAGGGGGUGAUUCAUCCCGGGGAUCACCUUUCGGACACGCGAUGUGGCAAGUGUCUGCCCGGCACGUUUUCAAACAGAACAUCCACCACCGAACGGUGUGUGCCCCACACCAAUUGUUCUGCCCUGCGAAGGCUGCAGCGGAUGGCGGGUAACGGAACCAGCGACAGCGUGUGCGGGGAGAAAGACGGAGACGUGGCACGCCGGGAGUCGUCCCAGCAACCCGGAGGCGUCCGACCCCGCACUGACGGUACGGAGUCGACCCCCGACUGGGUCCUGAUCAUGCUCCUGUUGGUCGCCCUGCUGGCCGUGACCGCCUGCCUCCUGCAGGGCACCCGGAAGCUCCGCAGGUCCCUCCACGUCUCCUGCUUCAAGAGCGUCUUCAAGUCUUGCGUCGUUGACCCAGAGGCUCACCACGCCGACCAGCACUCUCCGGAUGCCACCCGGUCCGAGGAUUUCCUCUUCCCGCCGGCCCCCGCCGUCGGGACGGAGGCCCCCGCUCCGCAGGAGGCCUGCCUCGCCGGCCCCCCCUCGGCCUCCUCCCCCCAGGAGGAGCUGCUCCGCGGCAGGGCACAGGAACCGGUGGCGAGGCCCGGGGCCACACACGGCGCAGUUGAGGGGAUCGAGUCCGGGGGCGAGCAGGCAGCCGGCUUCGUCGGCCCAGUGUUCAUUUACAACCCCGCCUGCGUCUACAUGGGACUGAUUCAGAGCCGGGAGCUGACGGACGCGGCCGCCGAAGAGGAGGAGGAGGACGAGGACGAGGCGGAGGCGGCGGUGGAGGAGAGGGGGGAGGCCGAGGCCAGGAGCCUUCCCUACCCCCAGCAGGAGGCGGGGGGCCGCGGGACCCUGCGGCAGAGCGGCCCCCGGCCCGAGCAGGAGACGGGCAAGGGGGAGCACCUCUCCGAGGAGGCUUCCGAGGUCCCCUGAGGGGCGGGGGAGGGGGGAGGAGGAGGCGUAGGCAGAGUGGAGUGGGGAGGGGGAGUGAGAGAGAGAAUGUGAGUGUGUGUGUGUGAGAGAGAGAGAGAGACAGCGAGGGUGCGUGGGAGAUGGAGUGAAUGAGGGGGAGAGUGAAAGGAAGAGGGUGGGAGAGUGUGAGGCGGAGGGCGUGAGAGAGAGAGAGCACUGGCUUCAGAGUGGAGAGGGGAGUUGUCCCGUAUCCCUCUAAACCUUUCCUAUCCAUGUCCCUGUCCGAGUGUCGUUAAUGUACCUGCCUUGACAACUUCCUCCGGCAGCUCCUUCCACAGAUGGACCACCCGUAUCCCUCUAAACCUUUCCUAUCCGUGACCCUGUCCGAGUGUCGUUAAUGUACCUGCCUCGACCACUUCCUCCGGCAGCUCCUUCCACAGACGGACCACCCGUAUCCCUCUAAACCUUUCCUAUCCGUGUCCCUGUCCGAGUGUCGUUAAUGUACCUGCCUCGACCACUUCCUCCGGCAGCUCCUUCCACAGACGGACCACCCGUAUCCCUCUAAACCUUUCCUAUCCGUGACCCUGUCCGAGUGUCGUUAAUGUACCUGCCUCGACCACUUCCUCCGGCAGCUCCUUCCACAGACGGACCGCCCGUAUCCCUCUAAACCUUUCCUAUCCGUGUCCCUGUCCGAGUGUCGUUAAUGUACCUGCCUCGACCACUUCCUCCGGCAGCUCCUUCCACAGACGGACCACCCGUAUCCCUCUAAACCUUUCCUAUCCGUGUCCCUGUCCGAGUGUCGUUAAUGUACCUGCCUCGACCACUUCCUCCGGCAGCUCCUUCCACAGACAGACCACCCUCCGGGUGAGAAGUUGCCCCAAGGGUCCCUGUUAAAUCUCUCUCCCCCUCUCACCUUCAACCUGUGCCCUCUGGUUCUCGAUUCCCCGACCCUGGGGUUAAAGUCUGUGUACAUUCACACUGUCUGUAGCCCCCCCCCCCCCCCCCGUGGUUUUAUACCCCUCUGUAAGGUCACCCCUACGCUCCAGGGAAUAAAGUCCCGACCUCUCUCCAUAACUCAGUCCCUCGAGUCCCGGCAACUUCCUCGUAAAUCUCCCUCUGCACUCUUUCCAGCUCCGCGGCAUCUUUCCCUCAGCAGGGCGACUGAAACCGAACACCGUACUCCACGCGCGGCCUCACCGACGUCUCGUACAACUGGGACGUGACCCCCCGACUCCCGUACUCAGUGUCCCGACUGAUGAAGGUCAGCGUGUCGAAGGUGAAGGUCACUGUCCUGUCUACCCGUGACUCCACUUUCAGGGAACCGUGUCCCUGUACCCCUGGGCCCUCUGUUCCACAACACUCCCCAGGGUCCCCGUCUACCCGUGACUCCACUUUCAGGGAACCGUAUCCCGGUACCCCUAGGUCCCUCUGUUCCACGACACUCCCCAAGGUCGCUGUCUACCCGUGACUCCACUUUCAGGGAACCGUGUCCCUGUACCCCUGGGUCCCUCUGUUCCACGACACUCCCCAGGGUCCCUGUCUACCCGUGACUCCACUUUCAGGGAACCGUGUCCCUGUACCCCUGGGUCCCUCUGUUCCACGACACUCCCCAGGGUCUCCGUCUACCCGUGACUCCACUUUCAGGGAACUGUGUCCCUGUACCCCUUGGUCCCUCUGUUCUACAACACUCCCCAGGGUCCCUGUCUACCUGUGACUCCACUUUCAGGGAACCGUGUCCCUGUACCCCUGGGCCCCUCUGUUCUACAACACUCCCCAGGGUCCCCGUCUACCUAUGACUCCACUUUCAGGGAACUGUGUCCCUGUACCCCUUGGUCCCUCUGUUCUACAACACUCCCCAGGGUCCCCGUCUACCUGUGACUCCACUUUCAGGGAACCGUGUCCCUGUACCCCAGCACACAGAACUCUCCAGAAUCUCGAUCGCUCACCGGGAGAAUGUGACCCCCACCUCUCACUCUGUGCUCCGAGCCCUUUUUAAAAAAAUCUUUUUUGUAACCUCUCAGGGAUACCGUGCGAGACAGACCCUCCCCUGGACCUCCGCGUUUGGGAGGGAUACGGGGCGAAUGCGGGCGGGGGAGAAGGAGGGACCCGACCUCCCCACCCGGCGUUACGCGGGUGACUGAAUCGGCCCAGCGCCCGGCUCCGGUCGCUCAGACAGCGGUUUGGGGAGGGAGAGGGAACUCAUUGGCAACGGGGUUGUUAAGUAACCCCCUUUUCUUGUAAAUAAUAAAUAGAGUUUUUUGCUA